AACAAGUUCAUAAGAUGAUACUUCAUCUAGGAUGCUUUGUGGUUGUUGCGAUUUCCCUGUCCAAGGUCCUGAAAUCUGCCUUCCUUUCCUAAGGACAUGCCACGUGACAUUCAUUGCCUGCCUGGCUCAGCACGGAGCUCACUGUUUUUUCUGAAGAUGUCAUGUGAAAAUUUAACGAACCACCUCGCACACAGUUUCUUUCCCUUUCCUUGUUUGUAGAUUGAACUAAAGACGUAUUUUUUCUCUGUUUUUAUUCAACGAAUUUGGACUUGUUGGAAACCACAACAAGCUUUUCAGACUGUGGGAUGACAGUCAUGAAUUCUUCGAUAUGUUAUCCUUUUUUUUACUUCAUGCCAAUACGGUGAAUGCGUCGGCAGAGCGGGCUACUGGUGGUCCGCAAAAGUCCUUCUCUGUUAGGACGGGGCUUAGAAGGAUGUAAGGACCAGCUACCUUUUUUCAACCAAAGUCUCCUGAUCAAAAUGCAGAAAGGAAUACGUCUCAAUGAUGGCCAUGUUACCUUCCUUGGUCUUUUGGCAAAGAAGGAUGGCACGAGGCGAGGCUGUUUGAGCAAAAAGAGCUCUGACAAUACAAAAUGGCACACAAAGUGGUUUGCUUUAUUGCAAAAUAUGCUGUUCUAUUUUGAGAGUGAGUCAAGCUCUCGACCCGCGGGAUUAUACCUGUUGGAGGGGUGCUUGUGUGAUAGGGCGCCGUCACCAAAAUCCUCACUAUCAGCCAAAGAGUGUUUAGAAAAGCAGUACUAUUUCACUGUCAGUUUCACCAGUGAGAACCAGAAAGCCCUGGAGCUUCGUACAGAGGAUGUAAAGGACUGUGAUGAAUGGGUGGCUGCAAUAACACAUGCAAGUUACAGGAACUUGGCCACUGAGCAUGAGGCGCUCAUGCAGAAGUACUUACAUUUACUUCAGAUUGUUGAGACAGAGAAAACGGUUGCUAAGCAACUUCGACAACAGAUAGAGGAUGGAGAAAUAGAAGUGGAACGCCUGAAAUCAGAGAUUAACGGGCUACUCAAAGACAAUGAGAAGGUCCAGUCCAGCCCUACAGCAGCACCCAUAGACAACGACUCGGAAAUUCAGAAGAUCAAAAAAGUGCAGAGCUUCCUGCGAGGGUGGAUCUGCAGAAGGAAAUGGAAGACCAUCAUCCAGGACUAUAUCCGCUCUCCGCACGCUGAGAGCAUGAGGAAGAGGAACCAGGUGGUGUUCAGCAUGCUGGAGGCGGAGGCCGAGUACGUCCAGCAGCUCCACAUCUUGGUCAACAACUUCCUGCGGCCGCUGCGCAUGGCCGCCAGCUCCAAGAAGCCUUCCAUCACCCACGAUGACGUCAGCAGUAUCUUCCUUAACAGUGAAACAAUCAUGUUUCUGCAUCAGAUAUUCUAUCAGGGGCUAAAAGCAAGAAUAGCAAGCUGGCCAACGUUAGUUUUAGCUGAUCUGUUUGACAUCCUGCUGCCCAUGCUAAACAUCUACCAGGAGUUUGUGCGUAACCACCAGUACAGCCUUCAGAUCCUGGCCCACUGCAAACAGAACAGGGACUUUGAUAAACUGCUGAAGCAGUAUGAAGCCAAGCCUGACUGUGAGGAGAGGACCCUGGAGACCUUUCUCACCUACCCCAUGUUCCAGAUCCCCCGUUAUAUCCUGACUCUCCAUGAGCUUCUGGCCCAUACACCCCAUGAGCAUGUGGAAAGAAACAGUCUGAAUUAUGCCAAAUCAAAGCUCGAGGAACUAUCCAGAAUAAUGCAUGAUGAGGUGAGCGAGACAGAAAACAUCAGGAAGAACCUGGCAAUUGAGCGGAUGAUCGUAGAGGGUUGUGAAAUUCUCCUUGACACCAGCCAGACGUUUGUGAGACAAGGGUCUCUCAUCCAGGUACCUAUGAGUGAGAAGGGUAAGAUCACCCGUGGGCGACUCGGCUCUCUGUCUCUGAAGAAAGAGGGGGAGAGGCAGUGCUUCCUGUUUUCCAAGCAUUUAAUCAUCUGCACUAGAGGCUCCGGGGGAAAGUUGCACCUCACUAAGAAUGGAGUGGUCUCUCUUAUUGACUGUACUCUCAUGGAGGACCCUGAGGGGACAGAUGAUGAGGCCAAGUCAGACAAGAAUGGUCAGGACAUGGAGCACCUGGACUUCAAGGUGGUGGUGGAGCCCAAAGACAGUCAGUCUUUUACAGUCAUCUUGGUGGCCUCCUCAAGGCAGGAGAAAUCUGCCUGGACCAGUGACAUCAGCCAGUGCAUUGACAACAUUCGCUGCAAUGGGCUAAUGAUGAAUGCCUUUGAGGAGAACUCCAAAGUCACUGUUCCACAGAUGAUAAAGUCAGACGCCAGCCUGUACUGCGACGACGUGGACAUCCGCUUCAGUAAGAUGAUGAACUCCUGCAAGGUGCUGCAGAUCCGCUACGCCAGCGUAGAACGCCUGCUGGAGAGGCUGACAGAUCUGCGCUUCCUCUCCAUCGACUUCCUCAACACCUUCCUGCACUCCUACCGCGUGUUCACCGACGCUGACGUGGUGCUGGACAAACUCAUCACCAUCUACCGCAAGCCCAUCAGUGCCAUCCCAGCACGGUCUCUGGAGUUGUUCUUCGCCAGCAGUCAGAACAACAAACUCCUGUACGGAGAGCCCCCCAAGUCCCCCAGGGCAAGCCGUAAGUUCUCCUCCCCCCCUCCCCUCGCCCUCGCCAAGACCUCGUCAGCGUCACCCAACCGCCGGCGCAAGCUCUCCCUCAACAUCCCCAUCAUCACUGGCGGAAAGGCCCUGGACCUGGCAGCCCUCAGCUGCUCCUCAAACGGCUAUGCAAGCAUGUACUCCUCCAUGUCGCCCUUCAGUAAGAUCACCCUAGACAUCAACAAGCUCUAUGUCACCAGCCCCGUCACCAGCAAGAUCCCAGACGAGGGAGAGGGCCAGGCAGACAAGACCGAGGAGAUCUCAGAUCUCUCAGUGCGCGAGGAGAGUGACAAUGACCAAAACCGGAAUGAUGAUGCAGAUCCAGAAACGUCUCCCAUCAAGUCACCAACCACCCCAAAAAAUGUCAAAUGCAAAAACUCUUCAGAGUUCUCACUUUUCUCAUACAACAAUGGCAUGGUGAUGUCAUCCAAUCGAGAGCUGGACAACAGCCGCAGUGCCCUGUCUGCAGCCUCCGCCUUUGCCAUCGCCACUGCAGGAGCCAAUGAGGGCACCCCUACCAAGGAGAAGUACAGACGCAUGUCCCUGGCCAGUUCAGGGUUUCCAACAGACCAGAGAAAUGGGGACAAAGAGUUUGUCAUCAGGAGAGCAGCAACCAACAGAGUCCUCAAUGUUCUGAGGCACUGGGUGUCAAAGCACUCACAGGACUUUGAGAGUAACAAUGAACUGAGGUCAAAGGUCAUUGCUUUCCUGGAGGAAGUGAUGCAUGAUCCUGAGCUAUUGACCCAGGAGAGAAAAGCUGCGGCCAACAUCAUCAGAACACUCACGCAAGACGACCCUGGUGACAAUCAGAUCAGCCUAGAGGAGGUGAUACAGUUGGCUCAGGGAGGCAAGGCAGAGCCGUUUGAGAACCAUUCUGCCCUGGAGAUAGCUGAGCAGCUCACUUUGCUGGACCAUCUGGUGUUCAAGGUCAUCCCUUAUGAAGAGUUCUUCGGUCAAGGCUGGAUGAAGAACAACAAAUAUGAGAAAACACCUUACAUAAUGAAAACAACAAAGCACUUCAACGAUAUCAGCAACCUCAUAGCCACAGAAGUCCUGCGCUGUGAAGAUGUGAAUACUCGGGUUGCGGUGAUGGAAAAGUGGGUGGCGGUAGCAGACAUCUGCCGCUGUCUUCAUAACUACAACGCCGUGCUGGAAAUCACCUCCUCCCUUAACCGCAGUUCUGUGUUCCGUCUCAAGAAGACGUGGCUCAAGGUGUCGAAGCAGACUAAGGCUGUGAUUGACAGGCUGCAGAAGCUGGUUUCAUCAGAAGGGAGGUUCAAAAAUCUGAGGGAGGCUUUGAAAAAUUGUGACCCUCCGUGUGUGCCAUACCUGGGGAUGUACCUCACUGAUUUGGCCUUUAUUGAGGAGGGCACACCCAAUUACACUGAAGACAACUUGGUGAACUUUUCCAAGAUGAGGAUGAUUUCUCAUAUCAUCAGAGAAAUAAGACAGUUUCAGCAAACAGCAUACAAGAUCGAUCAUCAGCCAAAGGCAGCACAGUAUUUACUGGAUAACAGCUUGGUUCUGGAUGAAGAAAGCCUGUAUGAAGCCUCUCUAAGAAUUGAGCCCAAAGUGCCCAACUAAUGAGAAUGACAGUGUCCCAAAGUCAACUUCUUAAAUAAACUGUAAACUCCUAUCAAGUACAGUCAAUACAGAACUGUUUAUGUCAUGACUUACAUAUUUUUCACAUAUUUGUAUAUGUUUUUUUUUGUGGUAACCAAGAAAAUGUAUUUGUCUUAUAUUUUGGAAUAUACAAUUUUCCUCCAGACCAUUUUAUUAGGCUUCUAUGAUGACUGCGAGCAUAAAAGUAUUUUUCAGUAGUGCGUUUUUGUGAUCAGUUACAUUGAUCUGCAUUUCUUCAUACUAUAGACUUUUAACUCUGUGAACACACAUAAGGGUGGGGUCUAAAUGUAUAUAUAUAUAUUACUAAAAUAUGAUUUCAAAAAAUUUAUGUAUUGUCUUUAUCUGCCUCUUAUGUAGCAUUUUAACACCGAUUAAUAUUAAACCAGGUAAAAGAUCACUUGCAAUUAUUAUCUCAACUAAGAAUUUAUAUAGCUUGUCCAGUCAUGGUUCCCAGUCAAACCUGGUACACCUGAACACAGAACUUUUUUGAUAUCCACAAAGACAUGAGUUGUCUUCACAGGUUGUGACCCACAUGCAAAGUCCCUGGCUGUGGAAUAAUGCAAUUUUGUAGAUGAUGAAACAUUUUUAUGACAUUUCAGACAUCCAAACCUCUAUUGUGCAAAACCAGUAAACCAAUAUUUCAUAGGAUAUGCUCUCAAUAAUGUAAUACCAUGUCAUAUUGUAAUAUCCUAGUAAUAAGAUAAUAUUAUAUUUAAAAUACAAGGGUACUUCCAGUGUGACAGUGGUUGAGGAGGAAUAUUUGCUGCUUUUCUCAGAGCAUGUAAUGGUUCAUUUACAUUUUGCAAAGAUGUUCUUUUGCUUUGAUUUCAAAGUAAAUUGAGGACACACAAAGAAAAAGAAAUCACUCAUAUGUAUCUAUUUUCCAGGUUUGGUGAAGUACAAAGUUGUUCUGCUAUUAUGUCAUUAAAAGGCAAUCUGUGUCCUUUUUUCUGUUCCAGUGAUUGUGGAACGUGACAGUUUAUCACUGUUUUCAGUGCAUUGUUGUUUAAAAAUGAAUGAGCUCCGCCUGCAGCACACUAAAGGUAUUUUUGUAGUAUAAGGGAGGACGAAUACACUUUAUAAGAACAUGGGGACCUAUUUUUUACUUUGCUGUUACUUCACCCAAUUGAUACUGUAUGUGCUGUACAUUUGUAUAUGCAGCCCAACAUAUUUCUUAAUCUGGAAUAAUGUACACCUUAGAAAUGCAUUGUGCUUGAAAUACAAAUACACAAUGCAACAAAAAGGGACGAAUUCAAAAGAUGAUUAAGAAGUUUAUCCAUGUGUUUAGCAUUGAUACUGUAAUCCUGUCUAUUGUCAGUUUUAUAGCAGGAAUAUAGUAUUGUAGUGCUUAUUCUGUGAAUAUUUGUAUGCAUUUUUUUCAUCUUCAGUCUAAAAACCUCUAAAGCUCAUGUGGCAGGCAUGCAACACUGUAAGAGUGUAAGAAUACUAAAUACAAUAUAUGCUUCAUUCUGUUUACACAUUAUGUGCACAUAUAAAUGAUAGUAUACAAACGUUUUGCUGUUAGCAAUAUCCAGUGGUAUGAGAAUUAUAUUUCAACCCUUAUGUUUAUUUCAAAGGCUUAAGUAAUAUUUCCAUUUUUGUAACAAAAAAAUAUAUAAUAAUAAAAUACUAAU
Hypomesus transpacificus is the source of this 5917-nucleotide messenger RNA. It is a transcript of the gene rasgrf1, whose product is annotated as Ras protein specific guanine nucleotide releasing factor 1. Gene Ontology annotation, cellular component: plasma membrane. The transcript is spliced from 27 exons. NCBI's taxonomy places the organism in Eukaryota, Metazoa, Chordata, Actinopteri, Osmeriformes, Osmeridae. The coding region runs from base 366 to 4244 and encodes 1292 amino acids. Gene Ontology annotation, biological process: positive regulation of GTPase activity; Ras protein signal transduction. Gene Ontology annotation, molecular function: guanyl-nucleotide exchange factor activity; protein binding. The record is from RefSeq and is a predicted model, not a curated record.